This is a messenger RNA of Mauremys mutica (yellowpond turtle), 1334 nucleotides long. RefSeq names its product E3 ubiquitin-protein ligase PPP1R11-like. The coding region runs from base 454 to 909 and encodes 151 amino acids. Gene Ontology annotation, molecular function: protein serine/threonine phosphatase inhibitor activity; protein phosphatase 1 binding. The record is from RefSeq and is a predicted model, not a curated record. Gene Ontology annotation, cellular component: nucleus. NCBI's taxonomy places the organism in Eukaryota, Metazoa, Chordata, Testudines, Geoemydidae. The transcript has 3 exons.
CACUGGGCGCUUCCGUGAGCUCUAUACCCAUCGUGGGCACCACGGCAUUGGUUGUCACAGCGACUGUGAUGCCAGGGAAGCCACAGUAACCGCAGGCUGUGGGAGUCACAGCAACCGUUGCUAUGAAAGGGGGGGCGGCAGUUGCCACGGCAACCAUCCCAGCGACAGGAGGCGUGGUGCCCACGGUGACACGGACAUCGUUAUGGCGACUGCAGGAAGUGGGAGUGGGGCAACUAUCCCACUAGGAAUGGGGUGUGGUACCCAUGACGACGCUCAUGGUGGCUGUCACGGUGACGAUUGUCUGUUGUAGCUAUGGCAGCGGCAGCAGGGCAUGGCUCUUGUGGUGCACAUCAGUUAGCACAGGGCGAGGGACACAGGGAACAUGUCUGUCCUGGCAGCCAUGGAAUGUGGUAACCCUGGUGACCGCCACAGCCGGAACAGGGCACGGUAGCCAUGGAAACAGCAAGGCGUGGGAGCCACGGCGACCGCAGGAUGUGGUCCCCAGGAAGUCAGGCGUGGUUCCAAAGGCGGUGGUGGAAGGGACACGCCGUGGAGCCGCGCAGCAGUCGGACUCCCGGGGGCCUUGAGAACCGCAGCCUGACCAUCAAGCUGAGGAAGCGAAAGCCGGAUAAGAAGGUGGAGUGGUCAAGCGACACGGUGGACAACGAGCACUUGGGCCGUAGGUCGUCCAAAUGCUGCUGCAUCUACGAGAAGCCGCGGGCCUUUGGCGAGAGCUCCACGGAGAGCGAGGACGAGGAGGACGAGGGCUGCGGCAACGCCCACUGCAUCCGGGGCCACAGGAAGGGGGAGCACGGGGGCCGGGGGGGCGGCGGCUCCGGGGGGGGCAGGGGCAGCCCCCGCAAGGCCGAGCCGCCGGGCCAGGACCACGCUGCAGCCAUGCAGCACUGAGCCCCCCCACCCCGCCGGACUGACCCGGGGACGCGGGCGUGUGCGUCUGUCCGUGAGCCUCGUGGCCUGCGAGCUGCUGUCGUCCGUCCGUCCCGCCCGGUGCCCCGGCGUGGAAUGUACCAAGCGACGGGCCGGCUGCGUCUCUGUGCUUCUCCAUUAAACGUCUGUGUCAGUGACCACGAGCGGCCGCGGCCUGCUGCUUUCUGCGGGGGGGCACAGCUAUGCUGGUGCCCCCUGAUCCUGACGCGCUGCCCCCUGCUGGCCCAGCCCUGGGCUUCUCCCCACAGCUCUGCCAGUGCCCCUCACUCCUGACCGGCAGCCCCCUGUUAGCCCUGCCCUGCUAGUGCUCCCACUCCUGCCCCACAGCCCCCUGCCAGUCCAGCCCCUCCCUCCCCCAGCCCUGCCAGUGCCCCUACUCCUGCCCC